CAGUUUGGAAGUCUGCAAAAAGAGUGCAGAGCUUGAGACGCGCGCGUUCGGAAGCUUUAAAAAAAGACCGGUGCCCAGACACCAGAGAAAGGGGAAAUAGAGAGAAAGGAGAAAGGACGCAGCCGGGACUGACUAAGUGCCGAAAGACGUUGUGGCGCACCAUGGUGCAACACACCGACAACAGCGAGACGGACGGGAGCAUGUCUCGGGAGGCGACGGACUCGGAGGAGAGUGAAUUUAUGGCGUGCAGCCCGGUGGCCAUCAACCCGGACUGGUGCAAGACCGCCACGGGCCACAUCAAGAGACCCAUGAACGCAUUUAUGGUGUGGUCCAAGAUCGAGCGGAGAAAGAUCAUGGAGCAGUCGCCGGACAUGCACAACGCCGAGAUCUCGAAGCGCCUCGGCAAGCGGUGGAAGAUGUUGAAGGACAGCGAGAAGAUCCCGUUCAUACGGGAGGCGGAGCGGCUCCGGCUCAAACACAUGGCCGACUACCCCGACUACAAGUACAGACCCAAGAAGAAACCAAAGCUCGACAGCUCCAAGUCGUCGUCGGCGCCGUCUCCGGAGAAGUGCGGCAAAAUGGCAAAGACCCCCAGCAAGAAGUGCAGCAAGAUUAAGACCAAGAGCGGCCCCAAAUCGUCGCACGGCUACGCGGACGAGUGUGGCGGCGUGUUCCCGGCUUUCAAGGCGGCCAAAGUGAUCAAGAGCGAGCCCAGCGACGAGGAGGACGACGACGACGACUACGAGGAGGACUACCACCAUAUGCACCACCACAUGCACCGCCACCAUCGGGUCGGGGGGAUUAAGGAAGAGCGCCUGAGGCCGUACAACGUCGCCAAAGUGCCCGCCAGCCCCACGCUGAGCUCCUCGGCCGAGUCGGAGGGGGCGAGCAUGUACGAGGAGCUGCGCGGCUCCGCCACCGCCACGACCACCACUACCACUAACAGACUCUUUUACAACAUCAAGAACAUUUCCAAGCAGAGCACAUUGCACGCUGCUUCCCUCUCACCAGCAUCCACCAGGUCGGUCUCCACGUCCUCCUCCUCCUCCUCUUCUUCCUCAUCCAGCAGCUCCUCCUCCGGCGAGGACGCGGACGAUUUGCUGUUUGACUUUAGUUUGAAUUUCGCCCCCAGCGCCUCUGCCUCGGAGCUGGGCAACCCCAAUUCAGGGAACCUGUCGUUGUCUCUUGUGGAUAAAGAUCUGGACUCGUUCAGCGAGGGCAGCCUGGGCUCUCACUUUGAGUUCCCAGACUAUUGCACGCCUGAACUCAGUGAGAUGAUCGCAGGUGACUGGCUGGAGGCCAACUUUUCCGACCUGGUCUUUACAUACUGAUUUAAUGAGUAAUAAUACAGAGUGGAGAAAUUCAAUGAUAUGUUUGUCCUGAUCAAGUUGUCCCUUAAGACCCUGCCUCCUUCCUAUUUUGGGGGGAGGAGGGUGGUCCUGUGUUUCAGGACGGAGAGGCAAGCUGAGGUUUGAGAUGCUUAAGAAGCUGGUAGCAAAAAAUGUAUAAAAAAAAAAACAAAACAAAACAAAACAGAAGUCUGCAGACUUUUUUUAAAUUGUUAUCUGGCAGCAUGACAGGGUUUUAUGGAUUUUUCCCUGCCACAUAAGGGGAAAAACAUGAACUUCUAUGCAUCUUAUCCUCUUUUUAGACAAACUGCAGGGAGAUGAAACUUGUGGACUGACUCAAAGCAAAUCUGUGAACUGUUCAGGAUGUUACUACACCAGAGGGAGAA
Messenger RNA from Hippocampus zosterae (dwarf seahorse), 1735 nucleotides. RefSeq names its product SRY-box transcription factor 11a (gene sox11a). The record is from RefSeq and is a predicted model, not a curated record. Bases 162 to 1331 code for a protein of 389 amino acids. Gene Ontology annotation, molecular function: DNA-binding transcription activator activity, RNA polymerase II-specific; RNA polymerase II cis-regulatory region sequence-specific DNA binding. NCBI's taxonomy places the organism in Eukaryota, Metazoa, Chordata, Actinopteri, Syngnathiformes, Syngnathidae. The transcript has a single exon. Gene Ontology annotation, biological process: positive regulation of transcription by RNA polymerase II; neuron differentiation; negative regulation of transcription by RNA polymerase II.